This is a messenger RNA of Chenopodium quinoa (quinoa), 450 nucleotides long. RefSeq lists its product as uncharacterized. The transcript has a single exon. Lineage: Eukaryota; Viridiplantae; Streptophyta; Magnoliopsida; Caryophyllales; Amaranthaceae. The record is from RefSeq and is a predicted model, not a curated record. The coding region runs from base 1 to 450 and encodes 149 amino acids.
AUGAAACGAAAUAUUAAACGAGAUGAUAAAAAUAAGACUCAACAAAUGGAACUUGAAAUCAUCAAAGCUGUAGCUCAAGCUUGGCAUAGUCACUCCAACAAUGCUAGGGAAGCAACGUGCGAGUUCGAUGCUCGAAGGCGUAACUUUCGUAACACGCCUUCGAGGUUUAAACUCGAGGUCGAAGCUUUCAACAAGUUGAAGGUGGAUGAAGAGGCUAGUAAAGGGAUAUGGAAUUUUAACCACUCUCUUUGGGAUCCCUUUGAAAUUGUGGCUGUAUCCAAAAAGUUGGAAACCGGGUUAGUUUUGAAUUAUGAUUUUGAUGAUUUGCAAAAGUUAAAUGAGCAAUUAAGGGUGUUUAAGAGAAGAAAAGAGAGUAAGAAUAGCCUUAGGAAUUUGUUCAAUGUAAUGUCUUCUAGGAGAUUUAAUGGUAAAACUCAAAUUUCUGAUUAA